AUGCCCUCCAACCCCCGGCCAAGCCCCGCGACCCUUUUGGCUAUGCUGCACAUCAUCCCGCUACAGCAAGCAAGGAUGAACAAAGAUCGCCGGCCGGGGCGGAGACAGCCCCGUUUCACCAGCUGCUGCGAAACAUGGGUACUUUGUAGAGGCGACGGCCGCGUGUUUGGACCAACCACUAUCCUCCAACUCCAGGGGCCAUCCCAGAUUCGGCUUACACAGUAUGCACAAGGUGUCCACGGGGUUCAGGCACAUCAAGGCACCACGUUUCAGAACCACGCUGGGGACCUUGGGGAAGAGCAAAACAUUCCCCGGGCUGAGGUGCCCGAUGCUGGGUAUCAGUACAGUUGGUGUGCUCCGCCUCCGCAAAAGACAUCCCUGCAGAACACCACCAAAUCCGCCCGCUCGGCUGUGUCGGAACCAAGCCAAGACACCCUGUUUCACUACUACUGUCAAAACAUCGAGUUCCUCCGAAGGUCGGCCGAGACCAUGCAGCCGUUUGGCGAUAGCUACAGUACGAGUCUGCACAAAGGUCAUGUGCCCGGCCACGAAGAUGCGGCUGCUGCUGCAGCACGCGAAUAA
Molecule: messenger RNA, 582 nt
Organism: Thermothelomyces thermophilus ATCC 42464
Lineage: Eukaryota; Fungi; Ascomycota; Sordariomycetes; Sordariales; Chaetomiaceae
Exons: 6
Coding region: 1-582 (193 amino acids)
Source: RefSeq, a predicted model, not a curated record